Messenger RNA from Anarrhichthys ocellatus (wolf-eel), 1346 nucleotides. Its product is annotated as transducin-like enhancer protein 1. Gene Ontology annotation, cellular component: nucleus; transcription regulator complex. The record is from RefSeq and is a predicted model, not a curated record. Gene Ontology annotation, molecular function: protein binding; transcription corepressor activity. Bases 339 to 1298 code for a protein of 319 amino acids. Gene Ontology annotation, biological process: regulation of DNA-templated transcription; negative regulation of canonical Wnt signaling pathway. Lineage: Eukaryota; Metazoa; Chordata; Actinopteri; Perciformes; Anarhichadidae. The transcript has 8 exons.
ACACACACACACACACACUGUACUGCAUUCAGCCCUGUGUCUCUCUCCUGUCUGUCAGCAGCCCACGCAGACGGCGUGCACAUGCGUGCACACAAUAACUAAUAACUCACACAUACAGAGCUGCAGAAGGACAAACCUUCAAAGCACAUUCCUCGAUCGCCAAAUGGUUGCAUGCCCUCACAUGAUUCACAGAGAGAGAGGAAAAAAUCUGUAUUUCAAAAAUGCUUUUUUUCCCCUACUUUUUCACACUCGACUCAUUAAUAUUGAUUCAGUUUACUGAGAAAAAAGACAUCUGAAUUUUGAGUAGGAGUAUUUCAUUCUGAAUCCACCUGUCCUAAAUGACCUCUUGGUUUGUUCCACAGCACCAACAACAGGUGGUCCAGGCCAUGGAGCGCGCCAAACAGGUGACCAUGGGGGAGCUAAAUGCUUCGAUAGGGCAGCAGCUUCAGGCCCAGCACCUCUCCCAGCAUGCCCAGGGUUUCCCACACCCAUCGGGACUGUCCCACCCCGGCCUGGCGCUCGGCGGAGGGUCCGGCCUGCUGGCCUUGUCCGGGGCUCUAGGGGCCCAGUUGGCUGCUAAGGAUGAGAGAGCUCACCUCGAGGCAGCGGCUGCAGCCGCUGCAGCUGCAGAGCACCACAGAGACCGUGAAGCAGGACCAAGCUCUCUGUCCAAUGGGGAUAAGGGUCGCCCAGCAGACUACCUCAGUAAUGGCAAGAAGAGGAAAGCUGAUGAGAAGGAGUUCAUGACCGACUAUGGCAGCGAUGCGGAUAAGAGUGAUGAUAAUUUGGUGGUGGAUGAGGACCCAUCGUCCCCCCGCAGUGUGCAGUCUUACUCAUCCAGGGAGAACGGCCUGGACAAGAUGCCCCCCUCCCGUAAGGAGGGCCCCCCGCAGGCCAGCCCCGCCUCCCUUGCCUCCUCAAGCAGCGCAGCCUCCCCAUCUCGUGGCAAAGAGCCCCCACAGAGGGAGAAGUCCAGUACUCCAGGCAUGAAGCCAGGGACCCCCAUGUCUCAAGAGUCCAACACCCCGGGACCCAGCGGACCUCCACAGUUCAGACCUGUCCCUGGCAAGCCUGGUGUCGAUCCCCUCGCACUGGGUCUGAGAAACCCCCUGGCGGUGCAGGGAGCGUAUCCUCCAGGGGCUUUCGGCCUGCCUCCAGGGGUGAACGGGGACCUGGUCGGGGCGGCAGCGGCUUAUGGUGCCGGACUCCACUUAGUCUCCCCCCAGAUGAAUGGAGCUGCAGCUGCAGCAGCGGCAGCAGCUGCCGCAGGCUACGGACGCUCUCCUGUGGUGAGCUAGACGCUCUGCAGAUAAUUAGUCUUUCCAGUGUCACUGUCAUAUCUAAUA